AAGCCACUUCAACCGCCACCGGGGUUCAUCCUCCACCGCAGUUUAGGAAGCAAGAAGGACUCCACACUUCUGUCCAUCACUACCCUUCCGAUUAUCCAAGAAAAAAGGACAUGAAAACCAGAAAUCAAGCCAAACGACAGCGUCAAUCAACAGGUGAAGAUGACUUGGUUAGCAAAUCUGGACAUGAUACAAAAGCAAAUGGUACUCUUGCUGAUACUUCAGAGGAGGCUGUCAACCCGUUUCUAAAACGAGUUGGUUCACUUGGCUCUCGUGAGUUGAAAGAUGAUUCUGCAAGUAAGUUAGACAACCGGCCAAAGGGAAAGGAAAAACAAAUUAAAUACGACAGGCAUGCACAAAAUAUCUCGGAGGUCGAUGGUUCUAGUGGACAUGCCAAAUUAGAGAAUUCAAUACCUUUGAAAGCUGAUGGCAGAAGUCCUCAGCAAGCUAAAUCCGAAUUGGAGGAUGUAAUGGCUGAUUCAGAUUGGGAAGAUGGAUCAAAUCCCAAUUUGAAUUCUGAAAGCAGCCAUCCAGGUCAUAUAAACAAGGAUAUUGCUAUUGAGUUUGAUGCAUCACCUGGUACUUCUAAGCGGAAGUCUGUACGUCGAGCUUCUGCUGAGGAAAAGCAAGUGGCUGAGCUUGUGCACAGGACACAUUUACUCUGUUUACUUGGACGGGGACGGUUAAUUGAUAGUGCUUGCGAUGAUCCUCUCAUUCAGGCUUCCUUAUUGUCACUUUUGCCAGCAGAGUUGUUGAAUUUAUUGAAAGUCGCAGAUCUUACAGUAGAUGCCUUGGGUUCUUUGGUCAACUGGUUCCACAUUAACUUCCACGUCAGAAGUUCAAGCAGUGACAGAUCCUUCCAUUCAGCUUUAGCCAGGGCACUUGAAACCCAUGAGGGGACUCCAGAGGAGGUCGCUGCUUUAUCUGUGGCACUGUUCAGAGCAUUGAAUCUUUUAACACGGUUUGUGUCUAUUUUAGAUGCUGCCUCCUUGAAACCGGAUGCUGAUAAAUCUGAGGAUAUGUCUCAAGGAAGAAAAGUUGGUAAGGGGGUAUUUGACUCUUCAACGGUCAUGGUGACUCAGCCAAGUGAAGCUUCUAUAUCUUCUGGUAAACAGUCUGCACCUGUUGAUGCGGAGAAUGUUGCUUCUGUUGACAAGAAGAAUGCAUCUGAAGCUUCUGCAAAGGCUUCAUACCAGAGGAAAGUUAAGAAGUCAGGUCGAACUAUAUCUCAGGAUACAGACUCAACCACUGGUGAUCAGUUAAAUGAGAGAAGGGUGGAUAUAUUUGCUUGUGAGGCACAAAAUCCUACCUCUGAUGCAUGUGCUGCGACAACAUCUGAGGGCUCAAAGAGAAAGGGAGAUGUUGAGUUUGAAAUGCAGAUGGAAAUGGCUCUUUCUGCAACUGCAGUGGAGACUUCUAAAGUCAAUCUUGAUACCGAUGUUAAGAAUUCGCAUAGUAGUAUAUCCAACUUUUCUCCUUUUAAAAGAUCAAAAAAGAUCAGAUGUGAAGAGUCAUCUUCGUUCUCUCAGGGAAUCUCUACUGCAGUUGGAUCAAGGAAAGUAGGAGCUCCUAUGUAUUGGGCAGAAGUUUAUUGCAGUGGAGAUAACUCGACAGGAAAAUGGGUUCAUGUUGAUGCUGUAAAUGCAAUCAUUGACGGAGAACAGAAAGUAGAAGCUGCAGCUGCUGCAUGUAAAACCUCCUUGAGAUAUGUGGUUGCUUUUGCUGGUCGAGGAGCUAAAGAUGUGACUCGCAGGUAUUGUGCAAAGUGGUACAUGAUAGCAUCACAUCGAGUUGAUUCGACUUGGUGGGACACAGUGUUGCGGCCACUGAAAGAGUUGGAGUCUAGAGCAAUUGGAGCUUUUGGUUCUUCAUCAGGCACUUGCAGAUUGUCUGAUAAGUCUAGCAUGAGUGUGAUAAGGGGUGAUGUGAAAAAGGAAGAACAUGCAUCAGUGAGCAGUUUCUUUUUUGCCACCAGGACCUCUCUUGAGGAUAUGGAGCUGGAGACGAAGGCAUUAACUGAGCCUCUUCCAACUAAUCAACAGGCAUACAGAAGUCACCAUUUGUAUGCUCUUGAAAGAUGGCUUACAAAAUACCAGAUUCUUCACCCUAAGGGCCCUAUUUUGGGAUUUUGUUCUGGUCAUCCUGUUUACCCAAGAGCUUGCGUCCAAAUGCUGCACACCAAAGAGAGAUGGCUGCGGGAGGGGCUGCAAUUAAAAGUUGAUGAACUUCCAGUGAAGGUGUUGAAGCGCUCUGUAAAGCUAAACAAGGGGAAGUUUCCUGGAGAUGAAGAUGAUGAGAAUGAUUGUGUAGGGCCUGGAGGCACUAUCAAUCUUUACGGCAAGUGGCAAACAGAACCCUUGCGUUUACUUCCUGCAGAAAAUGGGAUUGUGCCAAAGAAUGAGCGUGGCCAAGUAGAUCUGUGGUCUGAGAAGUGUCUUCCUCCAGGAACUGUGCAUUUGGGGUUCCCAAGGAUCUUUGCUGUUGCAAAGAAGCUGGAGAUCGAUUAUGCCCCUGCAAUGGUUGGAUUUGAAUUCCGAAAUGGCCGCUCUGUUCCUCUAUAUGAUGGCAUUGUGGUGUGUACUGAGUUCAAGGAUACAAUUCUAGAGGCAUAUGCAGAAGAAGAAGAGAGGAGGGGAGCAGAUGAGAGAAGAAAGAAUGAAGCCCAAGCCAUAUCCAGGUGGUAUCAACUUCUUUCAUCCAUCAUUACGCGACAAAGAUUGAACAACCGCUACGCAGAGGGAGUUUCAAAUGAUGUUCAAAAAACAUACGAUACAUUUCAUCAUCAUAAAAGUACGAAUAGGGAGGACAUACAGAAACCGAUAUCCCACCAAGCAAAUGAAGACGACCCUAGUCAACCUGACGCUCUGCCACAGCCAUCAGAAGAGGACCACGAGCAUGUGUUUUUGUUGAAUGAUCCAAGUUCUGAUGAUGGUUCCACACGGACAAAGCGAUGUCGUUGUGGGUUUUCAAUUGAAGUGGAGGAGUUUUAGGUGAGGCUAUUUGGCAAUAACUAAAUUCAUCUGUGUAAAAAUGUUUGUAUUAAUGCUUUUGCAGUGGAGUUGUGAG
Cynara cardunculus var. scolymus (artichoke) is the source of this 3063-nucleotide messenger RNA. Its product is annotated as DNA repair protein RAD4. The transcript is spliced from 15 exons. Gene Ontology annotation, molecular function: single-stranded DNA binding; damaged DNA binding. Lineage: Eukaryota; Viridiplantae; Streptophyta; Magnoliopsida; Asterales; Asteraceae. Gene Ontology annotation, biological process: nucleotide-excision repair; mismatch repair. The record is from RefSeq and is a predicted model, not a curated record. The coding region runs from base 111 to 2987 and encodes 958 amino acids. Gene Ontology annotation, cellular component: cytoplasm; XPC complex; nucleus.